GCGGAUAAUUAUCUCGGCCGGUAUUACAGGUUGUGCCCACAUAUACAUAUAGCUAAGCACGUAGCAUAACCUGAAACUCGAACAGCUGACGAACAACUCGAUGUGGCGUAAAGUAAUGUAGGAAAUAACUAAACACAAACAAUCAUGGAGAUAAAUCCGUUGAGCAUUAUUCUUGUCAAAAGUGACAGUAAAGGCGAUAGGAUGCUUUUUCGUUAUCCACACGCAACGAAUCAUCAGCGAGAUUCAAGCCAGUGUCUGAAACGAAAAAAUCCUUACUCAAUGAUCAUAGCUGAAGACUCACUGCAGGUAUCGAUGCCCUUUCCAAACCCGUCGAAUGGAAAUCUGACAGGAUUAUCGGAUGAAGUGCUGUCUACACUAUUCGCUGUAAAACCAGAGUUGUGCGAGUGCAAAUUCGAGUUGAAGCUCAAUGAUGUGAGAUUCGUGGGACACCCGACGCUGCUACCAUCCAGAGGACCAAAAGAAGUAAACUCCUCUAUGCUUUUUAAUGUUGUUUUUGCACUGCAAGCACAAGCUAGUCAUUCAGUUGUGAAAUGCUAUUACGAUUUAAGUAGAAGGUUGGGGAUAGCUUUGAGACACGAAGAGAGGAGGUGUGGGUUUCUAACAGAAGAAAUCAAAAUUAUGGUGUCAACGCACGAUGAGGUUGCUGCCAGGUCAGAAGAGGAAAGUGAUUCUGAUGAAUCUCCUUAUGAAACCAUUCUACAAAAGAGCUCGCUGGCUCGAGACUUGAAAUCUAUUUUUAACAGUCUGAGCACCUCUGGAAUCAUAAAUAUUAUGAUCGACAAAUGGAUACAGGUCAGCUUUUGCCUACCCCAAAAAGUUCACCAGACUCACAAAAAAGGUUUCGUUGUGGACCCAGAAAUCAUUGACAGAUGUUUGAACAGUCUGAGGCCAUAUCAUGGGUUACUACUUUUGACUGAACCAACGGACCUGCGCGACUCCUUACCAACAGAUCAUUCUCCAGCUUUGUGUCGCCUUAUACAAAUGUAUAAUCCACUAAAAAGCCUGCAAACUUUGGCUGCAGACUCAGACUUGACGUUAGCUCAAGUUUUUCAGCUAACUGGACAUCUGGUCUACUGGGCCAAAGCAACCAUAAUAUACCCUCUAUGUGAAAGCAACGUAUAUGUUGUUUCACCAGAUGCAGUAUUAACAAAUCGAAUGCUCGAAGCAUUUUCUGAACAAUUUCCUGGAAUGUGUUUAUUGCAGGUGAUCAGUGAAUUCUCAUUGCCGACUUCAAUAAGUCAAAAGUUGAAUCCUCUCAGUCAACCUCAGCAGCAAACACAGCUGGUCAAGAUAAUCAUUUGGCUUUUAAAAAACCACCUACUCUUACAAUUACAUACCUAUGUUCAGUAUAUGCCUACAGUUCAUGGGCGCUCAUCCGUUAACAUUGCAGAUGCUCCUAAUGGACUCAGCUCUAGUCCUCCAGAUACAUUACCAGAGGAUGAGUCUGCUGUAGCAUUGGAUGACGGUUCAUGGAGUUUGAGUGUUACACCCAAGGGAACACCUAAUGACUCAAAGGCAGAUAUCUCGUUAGACAAAACGGACGAUCUAUACUCAUACCAGUCGGACGGUUAUCCGUCGGACGACAUAAUUUUACUCGAAAGACUCUGUCGAAUGGGCUACUUUAAGGGUGGACACCACUUGGAAGAGAUAAUGUAUUUGGAAAAUAUUCGAAGAUCUCAGCUGUUGCAAAUACUGGAUAAAUUUAGGGACGUUUUAAUUACCUGCGAAAGCGAAGAUCCAGCAAUGGCUCUAUUUUAUUCUCAGCCCGCUUCUCGAUAGUGAUAGGCUAUAUCACUUUCUAUUUAUUGUAAAUUGUACAUAGUUUUGCGCAUAAUUUUUACUGUUAUAUAUAUAUUUUGUCAUUUAUUUUUAUACAAUACUCUGAAUCAAAUGCUCUAAAAGCAUCGUCAGGCUAAUAAACAAUUUUUUACGCAAUGACUGACACGAUUAUUAGUCAUUUUUGGUAUAUGAAUUUGCAGUUACAAAAUGCAGAUGAUUAAGUGAAAAAUAUAUUGAUCACUAUUUUCGUACACCCUUUUCUCUGUGUACACUAACCUUGUGCCCUCUACAAAACAUAGGAUAAUCAAUCAAUCUCUAAUUUUAAACUCUGUAGAUAAAUAACGCAGUACACGCUACAAACGUGAAUAAUGUAUUGAUCCAUCUAAAAAAAGUAUGUAAAAGAAAACUUGCGAUCCUCAA
Molecule: messenger RNA, 2220 nt
Organism: Nasonia vitripennis (jewel wasp)
Lineage: Eukaryota; Metazoa; Arthropoda; Insecta; Hymenoptera; Pteromalidae
Gene: Nprl3
Product: GATOR complex protein NPRL3
Exons: 6
Coding region: 145-1800 (551 amino acids)
Biological process (GO): positive regulation of autophagy; cellular response to amino acid starvation; TORC1 signaling
Cellular component (GO): GATOR1 complex
Source: RefSeq, a predicted model, not a curated record